Molecule: messenger RNA, 1882 nt
Organism: Vanrija pseudolonga
Lineage: Eukaryota; Fungi; Basidiomycota; Tremellomycetes; Trichosporonales; Trichosporonaceae
Product: Siderophore iron transporter 1
Exons: 3
Coding region: 1-1842 (613 amino acids)
Biological process (GO): transmembrane transport
Cellular component (GO): plasma membrane
Molecular function (GO): transmembrane transporter activity
Source: RefSeq, a predicted model, not a curated record
AUGUACCCGCCCGAGCGCGCGCCGACCACCGCCCGCCCCGCUCUUUCAUCUAUCCGCAGCACCCCUACGAUGGCCGAACCACACCUCGACACGCCUCACUUGCCGCCGGCCUCCACCGCCGCCGCUGCCGACCCCGACGCAAAGUCGCCGGGCGUGGCGCGCAUCGAGGCCAUCUCGUCCAUGUUCAAGCGGUGGCACUUCUGGGUGCUGUUUGUGGGCAUCUUUCUUGUGUCGUUCUCCUACGGCCUCGACGCAGCAACGCACUACACGUUCCAGAACUACGCCGUCGCGGCCUUCCAGCGGUCUGGCCAGAUCUCCACCAUCGGCGUGGUGCGCGGCAUCGUCGCGGCCGCGUCACAGCCGGCCUUCGCCAAGCUGAGCGACUACUUUGGACGUAUCUCCAUCCUCGUCUUCUCCGUGCUCUUCUGGGGCGUGGGCAACGUCAUCCAGGCGACGGCGCAUAGCGUCGCGCAGUUCUCGGCCGGGGCGGUGCUGUACCAGUUUGCGUUUACAGGCAUCAUCAUCAUCUGCAUGAUCCUCAUCGCCGACACGACGACCCUCCGCACGCGCGUCCUCGCCUCCUGGGUGCCUGCAACACCCUACCUCGUCACCACGUGGGUGGGCGGCAACGUGGCGCAGGCGGCAAUGGACGGGCCCGGCUGGCGGUGGGGUAUCGGGAUCUUCGCGAUCGUCGUGCCCGCCGCCACGAUCCCGCUGUUCGCGAGCCUGACGACGGCGGAAGUACGCGCGAAGCGCGCCGGCCUGCUCGACGGCAUCGUGUCGCCUUACCGCCAGGUGCUGAGCCGCGAGAUGUGGCUCGAUUGCUUCUGGGCGUGCGACAUCCUCGGCCUUGUCCUCCUCGCGCUCGUGCUCGGGCUCAUCUUGGUCCCGUUCACCCUUGCGGGGGGCUCGGCCGAGGUCUGGCGCCGCGCGAGCACCAUCGUGCCCCUCGUCCUCGGCGUCGUGGUUGCACUGCCAGCCUUCAUCGUAUGGGAGGCGCGUGGCGCGCGCCACCCUCUCGUGCCGUUCCGCGUGCUCGCGUCCCGCCAGGUGCUGAGCUGCAUCGUCGUCGCAAUCCUCAUCAACCUCACGUGGUACACCCAAGGCGACUACAUCUACCAGACGCUCCUCGUGUCCUUCGGCAAGGACAUCACGACGGCCACGCGCGUGAUGAGCAUCGACUCGUUCGUGUCCGUCAUCGUCGGGGUCGGGCACGGGCUGGUCGUGCGCCGUGUGCGCAGGCUCAAGUGGUGGGUUGUCGCGGGCGCAGGCUUCAUCGUGCUCGCCUUUGUGCUGCUCGUGCGCUUCCGCGGCGGCUUCGCCAACUCGGACUUUAUCGGCUUCAUCGCCGGCGAGGUGAUGCUGGGCAUUGGCAAGGGCUUCCUGCCGUACUCGACCCAGUGCCUCAUCCAGGCUGCGGUUGGCCACGAGCGCACGGCCGUCAUCACGGGCAUCUACCUCGCCUCCUACAGCAUCGGCACGGCGCUGGGCAACACCAUCGCCGGCGCGAUCUGGAUCAACACCAUGCCUGGCCAUCUGGAGAAGAACCUGCGCAACUAUGGUGUGGGCAACGCGACUGCCAUCGCUGGCGCCGCUUACGCCGACCCGUUCACGUGGAUCGCGAGCAAUCCGGUCGGCACGCCCGCGCGCGAGGCCGUCAACCUCUCUUAUCGCCAGGUACAGAGGUACCUCUGUGCCACGGGCCUCGGGUUCAGUGUGCUUCUGUUGGGCAUUACGCUGCUUCUUGACAAUCCCUUGCUCACCGACUCGCAGUCGCUCGAGGCGGAUGGCGCGGGUGAGAGGAGGGAGGAGAAGGACGAGCGUGGGGGCGAGAAGGCGUAGGCAGGCGUAGUCAUAUGCAUUGUUUGUUUGUGUUGUUCCA